GCCGCAUUUUAUUUUCUUCUCACUAUCGUUCUAUCGACACACUUUUGAUUUUUCAUUUCUUCUUCUUCAUCUUCUUCGUAAACACCUUUAAUCUCUUCCCCUUCUACUGUUUCUUCUUCUUCUUCUUCAUCAAUGGUGUCUAACAACCCCAAUCCCUCUGAGGGAUUCUACUUAGAUCCAUCCGGAAUGGCGUUGCCGGGACUAGGACCGUUUGCCACCACCAUGGCGGCGUCUGAGGAUAUGUCUAAGAAGAUUCGUAAGCCUUACACAAUUACCAAGUCUAGAGAGAGCUGGACUGAACCUGAGCACGACAAGUUCCUUGAAGCCCUUCAGCUUUUUGAUCGUGACUGGAAGAAAAUUGAAGCUUUUGUUGGAUCAAAAACUGUUAUACAGAUACGUAGUCAUGCACAAAAGUACUUCUUAAAAGUUCAGAAAACUGGAGGUGGUGAGCAUUUGCCCCCUCCACGACCAAAGAGGAAGGCUUCUCAUCCAUAUCCUCAGAAGGCAUCAAAAAAUGUUGCCAUGCCUUCUCAAGUGCCAGGGUCAUUGCAGUCAACUUCUCCUCCAGUGGAACCUGGAUACACUAUAAGGCCAGAUUCAUCUUCAAUACUUACAUGUCCGGGACCUGCUGGAGCUGCAUCUUCCUGGACAGUGAACUCUGUCCAGCCACUCAAUUCAUCUCAAGUGCCAACAACUGCAAAUAAUUGUUGCAGUAGUACUGAAAGCCCUUCAAAAGCACGCCCUCUUGUUGAAACAAUUGAUCAAGGAAGUAACAAUCAUUCUCUUAGAGUUUUGCCAGAUUUCUCACAGGUUUACAGAUUCAUUGGCAGUGUAUUUGACCCAAAUGCUUCAGGUCAUCUGCAAAAGUUGAAGAGGAUGGACCCAAUUGAUGUCGAAACUGUUCUGCUGUUGAUGAGAAACUUAUCCAUCAAUCUGAUCAGUCCUGAUUUUGAGGAUCAUAAGAAGUUGCUUUCAUCCUAUGAGAUCGAUUCGAGGCCAAUUCGGCAUGGCGAUAUGGAUAAGCCCAUCUAUAUUGAUGAUCAUAAAUCCAAUUUGGUAUCCAACUAGUAGGCACGGGAGGAGGUGAUAAGACAGUAUGCUGCUAUUCAUGGGUGCACCUCAGACAACACAACACAAAUGCUGACCCCGAUGCUAAUAAUAAGCAAGACCGACCCAAAACAGACAGAUAACUUGCCCAAGUAUGGAUGCAAUAUUGUGGGGUUGCUUGCAAUAUAUAUAAAUAUUUUUUUAAUGUGGUCUGUUUAUUUUGAUGAUGCAUCUUAUGUAUAUAACAUAACCACCAAAUCCUGUCCUGGCCUUUGUUUGUAUAGAUGGAGAGCCCUUGAAAUAGUGCUGUAUAGCCCUUGUUAGGUAGGGAAGCCCUGUAUUCAAGUUUUGGCAGUUUAUUUGUAAACGGUUUUGUAUAAACCUAAGCAAUGCUUUUCUUUUCUUC
Molecule: messenger RNA, 1453 nt
Organism: Cucumis melo (muskmelon)
Lineage: Eukaryota; Viridiplantae; Streptophyta; Magnoliopsida; Cucurbitales; Cucurbitaceae
Product: protein REVEILLE 6
Exons: 8
Coding region: 133-1068 (311 amino acids)
Molecular function (GO): DNA binding
Source: RefSeq, a predicted model, not a curated record